Molecule: messenger RNA, 3062 nt
Organism: Pangasianodon hypophthalmus (striped catfish)
Lineage: Eukaryota; Metazoa; Chordata; Actinopteri; Siluriformes; Pangasiidae
Gene: nkx2.2a
Product: NK2 homeobox 2a
Exons: 5
Coding region: 1849-2655 (268 amino acids)
Biological process (GO): cell differentiation; regulation of transcription by RNA polymerase II
Cellular component (GO): nucleus
Molecular function (GO): RNA polymerase II cis-regulatory region sequence-specific DNA binding; DNA-binding transcription factor activity, RNA polymerase II-specific
Source: RefSeq, a predicted model, not a curated record
UACAUGAUUAACAAGUAAAAAACUUGUAUGUGGCUUUGAACUUAAAUAACUUUAAGAUUAUAUAAUGUAAAUCAGACACACAUUUAAACCAUAAUUUUAUUAUACAUUCAAAACUAUCAAUAACAAUAAUGUAUUUAAAUAGUUUAGGAUGCAGUUGUCCUAAAAUGUUUUACUGUUACCCAGCAUCUAACAUGAGCCAACUUAUUAGGAUUUCUAAAAGAAUUUGAAGUACAACUUACCUGCUAUUGUUACCCGGCUAGCUAACAAGCUUGAAUGGACAUGUGCUGUCAGGGGAAAAAUGUGAUCUUAGCAAACUUGCUAAAAACCCAACUUUUGUCCUGCUGUUAAGAUGGAGGUAGAAAAAAAUGGCAGCUGGUUUGUAGGGUGACCCAGCCACACAGAAAAAGCACCAGAUACUGGACAGAUGGUUGGAUAAUUUUAAAUGGGACAUUUUGGUGGCAUGGUGUGGGUCCACUUGUAUGCUUUGAGCGAAUGGUCACUGUCAAUUAAUACAAAGUUAUUCUUGCUGAUUCUCUUAUAAUGAACAUUUCUAACCUAAUGGGAGUGUUCUUUUCCAGGAUGACAAUGUCACCAUCCACUGGACAUGAUGAUUCACUGAAUGGGUUGAAAUUAAAUGAGUAUGAAAAUUAUGUAAUGUAUGUGAUGGCCUUUGCAGGCAACCCAAAUUAAAACCUGUGUGAGAUUUUGGAUUGACUUCUUAGUCGACUUGGAUCAUCAAAGUCAACAAGGAUCAACUUGUUGCUCACUACCAACAUCAUCAAAUCACCUACAGAAGCAGCUGGAAGAAUGGUUUUCAUCUCUCCAGUAUCGUCAUCCAAUCUUGCCACAUUAACAACUUUAAAUAAAUAAUAAUAACAAUAAAAUACACACUAAAAAUGCCUUUAUAAGAGUUCCAUUGAAAAUUGUUAAAAUAAGCUGCUAAUUAUUCGGCGGAAAUGACAUAAGAUAUUACCCUAUAAAUCCAGAGCUACGUGAAAAAUGCUUGAUGCUGAUUGGUUAAUCCUGUUUCUCACCAUAGCAGCUAUUAGCCAAUAAAAUGUAAUUAAAUAAAGUACCGGAAGCGUGUGUCUGACGUCUAGGGCAGUUAACAUUAACGUUAUAGCGCAAAAACAAAGUAAUUUGAUACGUAUAUUUACAUAAUAUUUCCACGAACAAGCGUUAGGAGGUUAGUAAAAAAAUUUAAACGCCCACAAUCAAGUUUGUAUUUCUAGUCAAAGGGAGUAAAUCAGAGCAGAAAUGCUACAGCUCCGGUUUGGCGAGAAGUAAAAGCGGAUGAUGCGGUAUUUACAAGCUGAAGGUGUAAAUGGAAUAGGUUAGGUCUCAGGAGACUGAGAGGGCAAGAAAUUAAAAAAAGAAAAGAAAAGCAGGGAAAAGUCUGCAGAGAGAUGGCCGACAGUAACGGUUAUGUUUUGAACAGGCUGUAUCAUAUAGAAAGAAAACUUCCAUGGCUAUCUUUGGACAACCUGCUUAUCUGGACCAUGGGGACAGUGAUAACAUAUUGCCAGUGUAGCUGCUCGCAGCCUGGAGGUUUGCAGAUGGUGUGUGAAGGACAGUUGUGCAGACAGAUUGGCAGGUCUGUGGAAGCCAAACUCUUCAUUGUUUAAGAGAAGCAGAGAAGAUGAUUUACCAUGUGACGUGGCAAAGUGAUGUGACAUGCCAGUGACACCAGAAGGUCUGACUGGCAGGUCGGUCAUAUGAUUGGUUUCCAGUGACGGGCUGGCAGAGUCCAGCAUUCUGGCAAGAGAGGAUGCAGUAUUCAGAAAUGCGGAUUGCCAAAGUGGUGCAGCAACUUUCCGGCAUUAAGUGCGUCCGCCGCCGUCCCAGAACAUGUCGUUGACCAACACAAAGACGGGCUUUUCGGUGAAGGACAUUUUGGACCUCCCUGACACGAACGAUGAGGAAGGAUCUAUCACUGGCACUGAGGAGGAUACAGAGGGCUCGGAGUCGACUAAAACACCUGGAGUGCUGGUGCAAAGCCCGAUAGAGAAUGUCCAAAACCUGCCUUUAAAGAACCCUUUUUACGAUAACACUGACAAUCCAUACACCAGGUGGCUUGCAACUACUGACACCAUUCAAUACUCAUUGCACGGUCUAUCUGCAACCUCUCAGGACUCGUCCGCUAAAUCUCCCGAGCCGUCGGCAGACGAGUCACCCGACAACGACAAGGAAACUUCGAGCAGCGGCAGCGACUCCGGUAAGAAGCGCAAGCGGCGAGUGCUGUUCUCCAAAGCGCAGACGUACGAGCUGGAGCGGCGUUUCCGACAGCAGCGCUACCUCUCAGCCCCCGAGCGGGAGCACCUGGCCAGCCUGAUCCGUCUCACGCCCACUCAAGUGAAGAUCUGGUUUCAGAACCAUCGCUACAAGAUGAAGCGAGCCCGCGCGGAGAAAGGUAUGGAAGUGAGCCACCUUCCUUCCCCGCGGCGCGUGGCCGUGCCCGUGUUAGUCAGGGACGGCAAACCGUGUCACGCGCUAAAAACUCAGGACCUGGCGGCCACGUUUCAGGCGGGCAUCCCGUUCUCCGCCUACAGCGCGCAGUCUCUGCAGCACAUGCAGUAUAACGCGCAUUACAGCGCCGCCGCCACGCCGCACUUCCCCACGGCGCACUUGGUGCAAACGCAACAGUGGACCUGGUGAAGCCGUAGUGACUUUUUUUUUUUUUUUUUUUUUUUUUUUUUUUUGCGCUGCGUUUCAAAGACCUCGUUAGAGAGUUUUUUUAUUUUCCAACGAAAAUAAAGAAAAGACUGGUUUUCGCAGCUCGACCCAUUCUCGCCGUUUCAUUUUCGGGGCUGAUGUGUGCGCCGUGUUUACAUUUGUUUUCGUUCAGAAAACCGGGUCCAGCCCUUUCUCCCAGAUCCGAGAAUGUUGAAGCUCUUGUGAAAUUUUGUAAAAUAUUAUUGUGUGUUGUAGAAAUGUUUUCCUUUUUUGUCCCUCGUGUUCUAAGCACGUACAAGACCACUUUAUAAUUAUAGAAAAUUUUAUUUCUAGCUUUUACGAUGGACCGAAUAUAUUUAUGGCCAUGAAUAAAACAUUGGCAACUUUUA